Molecule: messenger RNA, 746 nt
Organism: Leopardus geoffroyi (Geoffroy's cat)
Lineage: Eukaryota; Metazoa; Chordata; Mammalia; Carnivora; Felidae
Gene: IL31
Product: interleukin 31
Exons: 3
Coding region: 115-594 (159 amino acids)
Molecular function (GO): cytokine receptor binding; cytokine activity
Source: RefSeq, a predicted model, not a curated record
CGUUGAUCGCUCUUUUCCCUCACAACUGGCCCUUUAUAUAUCUCCCAGAGUCCAUGGCGAGCACAUCUAGCUCCAGAAGCUGUUGCCGGAGCAGGCCCUGUGUGCUCUCUCGCCAUGCUCUCCCACGCAGGACCCGCCAGGUUUGCCCUGUUUCUGCUCUGCUGCAUGGAAACCUUGCUGCCCUCCCAUAUGGCACCCACCCACCGACUACAACCAAGUGACGUCCGAAAAAUAAUCUUGGAAUUACGGCCCAUGUCUAAGGGACUUUUGCAAGACUACCUGAAGAAGGAGAUGGGGUUGCCAGAAUCUAACCAUUCCUCGUUACCGUGUCUCAGCUCUGACUCCCAACUGCCGCACAUCAAUGGCUCCGCCAUCCUGCCUUAUUUCAGGGCGAUCAGACCAUUGUCAGAUAAGAAUACUAUCGAUAAAAUCAUAGAACAGCUGGACAAACUCAAAUUUCAACGCGAACCAGAAGCAGAAGUUUCUAUGCCUGCAGACAGCUUUGAACGUAAAAACUUCAUCUUGGCCGUCUUCCAACAGUUCUCAGCGUGCCUGGAACAUGUGCUUCAAUCAUUGAAUUCUGGAUCCCAGUAGGCCAUUCAAGGCCAUCUGGCUGAACCUAUUCCUUUUGGAAUGGUGGAAAUGUCUGAAGCCUUGAGAAAACAUAACUGGCAGGCUAAGGGUGACUGCUCUGCUGUAAAUUAUUCCGAUGAAUAAUUUCACUGAGUCCCCAGAUGGGCUAGUCC